Messenger RNA from Tigriopus californicus, 1447 nucleotides. It is a transcript of the gene Rpt5, whose product is annotated as 26S proteasome regulatory subunit 6A-B. The coding region runs from base 88 to 1398 and encodes 436 amino acids. Gene Ontology annotation, biological process: proteasome-mediated ubiquitin-dependent protein catabolic process. The record is from RefSeq and is a predicted model, not a curated record. NCBI's taxonomy places the organism in Eukaryota, Metazoa, Arthropoda, Copepoda, Harpacticoida, Harpacticidae. Gene Ontology annotation, cellular component: proteasome regulatory particle, base subcomplex. Gene Ontology annotation, molecular function: proteasome-activating activity; ATP binding; ATP hydrolysis activity. The transcript has 2 exons.
UCCGCAUUAUUCAUUCCGCCAGCCCUCCUCCGAAAUCAAUCAUCUCAAGUGAAUCUGUGUGCCUGCGUGUCUCGGUCUUAACCCGCCAUGUCGUUGGAAGCCGCCAUGGAGACGGACUCGGGAGUGGAAGGCGCGGGUUCGGGUCCCCUCAAGGACUUGUCGGACGAGGUGCUGCGCAUGAGCACGGAUGAGAUUGUAUCGCGGGCCCGCCUCUUGGACAACGAGAUUAAGAUCAUGCGGAGCGAGUAUAUCCGGAUUAGCAACGAACUGGCCGCUCAGAAGGACAAGAUCAAGGAGAACACGGAGAAGAUCAAGGUCAACAAGACCUUGCCCUACCUGGUGUCCAACGUGGUCGAGUUGCUGGACAUGGACCCCGAGGAGUCGGGCGUGGAAGAGGACGGCGGCCACAUCGAUCUGGACGCGCAGCGCAAAGGCAAGUGCGCCGUCAUCAAGACCUCCACCCGACAGACCUACUUUCUGCCCGUCAUCGGCCUGGUCGAGCCCGAAAAGCUCAAGCCCGGUGAUCUGGUGGGCGUCAACAAGGACUCCUACCUCAUCCUGGAAGAGUUGCCCGCCGAGUACGACUCCCGCGUCAAGGCCAUGGAAGUCGAUGCCCGACCCACGGAGCGCUACUCCGAUAUCGGCGGAUUGGACAAGCAGAUCCAAGAGUUGAUCGAGGCCGUCGUUUUACCCAUGACCCACAAAGAAAAGUUUGUCAACAUUGGUAUCAAACCGCCCAAGGGCGUGCUCCUGUACGGCCCGCCCGGCACCGGCAAGACCCUGAUGGCCCGAGCUUGUGCCGCUCAGACCAAGAGUACUUUCCUCAAGUUGGCCGGCCCGCAAUUGGUCCAGAUGUUCAUCGGUGACGGCGCCAAAUUGGUGCGGGACGCCUUCGCCUUGGCCAAGGAGAAGGCGCCGGCCAUCAUCUUCAUCGACGAGUUGGAUGCCAUCGGCACCAAGCGCUUCGAUUCCGAGAAGGCCGGUGAUCGCGAAGUUCAACGAACCAUGUUAGAGCUGCUCAACCAAUUGGACGGCUUCAGCUCCACCACCGACAUCAAGGUCAUUGCCGCCACCAAUCGGGUGGACAUCCUGGACCCAGCUUUGCUGCGCUCGGGUCGCUUGGACCGCAAGAUCGAGUUCCCGGCCCCCACUGAGGAGGCCCGAGCCCGUAUCAUGCAGAUCCAUUCACGGAAAAUGAACAUUAGUCCCGAUGUCAACUUUGACGAGUUAGCCCGCUCCACGGAUGACUUCAACGGCGCCCAAUGUAAGGCCGUCUGCGUGGAGGCGGGUAUGAUUGCCCUUCGCCGGGAAGCCACCACCGUCACCCACGAAGAUUUUAUGGAUGCUAUCAUGGAGGUCCAAGCUAAGAAGAAGCAGAACCUGAACUAUUAUGCCUAAAUCCGAUCGUGCAUCUUCAUUGUAAAUUAAAGAGGAUUUUCAACUUCGA